Trichechus manatus latirostris (Florida manatee) is the source of this 2931-nucleotide messenger RNA. RefSeq names its product phosphate cytidylyltransferase 1B, choline (gene PCYT1B). NCBI's taxonomy places the organism in Eukaryota, Metazoa, Chordata, Mammalia, Sirenia, Trichechidae. The record is from RefSeq and is a predicted model, not a curated record. Gene Ontology annotation, biological process: CDP-choline pathway. The coding region runs from base 210 to 1319 and encodes 369 amino acids. Gene Ontology annotation, molecular function: phosphatidylcholine binding; choline-phosphate cytidylyltransferase activity. The transcript is spliced from 8 exons.
UGGUUGUUAUAGUGAUAAACUGAGGCCUUGCCUCUGGCUUCUCCUGGAAAGAAAGGGGGGGGGAACCCCUUUACUGCCCCUAGUGAAGACAAAAAGAAGGGAAGAAGAAGGGGGAUGGGUAGAGGAGACAAAAAUACGUGACAAAGAAAACAUUCUCUGUCUGCGAGGAGACUCAGAGAGUGUAGAGCUGGAGGGAGCGUUUGCUGGCCAUGCCAGUACUCACCACUGAUGCUGAGUCAGAAACAGGUAUCCCAAAAUCCCUUUCCAAUGAGCCUCCCUCAGAAACCAUGGAGGAAAUAGAGCACACAUGCCCACAGCCUCGACUGACCCUGACUGCACCUGCCCCAUUUGCAGAUGAAACCAGCUGCCAGUGCCAAGCUCCCCAUGAAAAACUGACCAUUGCUCAGGCCCGCUUAGGAACACCAGUUGACAGACCUGUCAGGGUGUAUGCAGAUGGAAUAUUUGACCUCUUCCACUCAGGCCAUGCAAGAGCACUUAUGCAAGCAAAAACACUGUUCCCCAACAGCUACUUGUUGGUAGGAGUUUGCAGUGAUGACCUCACCCACAAAUUCAAAGGUUUCACUGUGAUGAAUGAAGCAGAAAGAUAUGAAGCUCUCAGACAUUGUCGCUAUGUGGACGAAGUCAUCAGAGAUGCUCCAUGGACACUCACACCUGAGUUUCUGGAAAAACACAAGAUUGACUUUGUGGCCCAUGAUGACAUUCCAUAUUCCUCUGCUGGCUCUGAUGAUGUUUACAAGCAUAUAAAGGAAGCAGGAAUGUUUGUUCCAACGCAGAGAACAGAAGGCAUCUCAACAUCAGACAUCAUCACCAGAAUUGUCCGUGACUAUGACGUUUAUGCACGACGCAAUCUCCAGAGAGGUUACACGGCCAAGGAGCUGAAUGUCAGUUUUAUAAAUGAGAAGAAGUACCGUUUCCAGAACCAGGUAGAUAAGAUGAAGGAAAAGGUCAAAAAUGUGGAGGAAAGAUCAAAGGAAUUUGUUAAUAGAGUCGAAGAAAAGAGUCAUGAUCUAAUUCAAAAGUGGGAAGAAAAGUCAAGGGAAUUCAUUGGCAACUUCCUAGAACUGUUUGGACCUGAUGGAGCAUGGAAGCAGAUGUUCCAGGAGAGGAGUAGCCGGAUGCUGCAGGCCUUAUCCCCGAAGCAGAGCCCUAUGAAUAGCCCAACCAGAAGCCGCUCCCCUUCUCGCUCCCCGUCACCCACCUUCCCGUGGCUCCCGAACAAAACCUCACCCCCCUCCUCACCCAAAGCAGCCUCAGCCUCCAUCAGCAGCAUGAGCGAGGGAGACGAGGAUGAGAAGUAAAGGCUGCUGGCAGAUGAUAAGAGCCACACCACACAGGUUGGGGAGGAGGGUGGGGUGACGCGGGAUGCCUGGGUGGUGUUGGGAAGGUAAUAGUCACAGAAGCUGCAGCUCGGCAGGGAGACCCUGGCCUCUCUGGUAAGGAAGUUCUCCACCCAGUCCAAGACUUGGGCUCAGCGUGGCAGUUUCCAGCUGGACAACUUACAAAAACAUUUUUAGCAUCACGUAGAAUCACUCUACUUUAACCUUGUUAAGAAAAGAAGCAGAGUGCCACAGGGAGACAUGCACUGAGUAGGGUGUUCUCUGCUUUGAUCCCUACACCCAUCCACACCAAGUAAACCAGCAGUGGAAGCGGCUGUUCCCUCAACCUGCUACUUCAGGCUACAUAAAGGCCCUGCACGUUGCCUCCCACCACCCCAGCUCUGCCGGAAUAAAGUUGUUUCUAAUACAGGUGGCAAAGUGCUUCUGAAAUAGUCAAGUGAAAGACAAAUUCCAGCCUUCCCAGUUGAGCCACUGAGACCUGAUGUCUCAAUGCAUCAACUCUUUCCAGUUCCAGGAAUGUUGCUUGUAGACAAAAGCCUUGCUUUCAGCCAGAUAUAAAAGGUCAUCUAGCGUGAAGCUUGACUUCUUAUUCACAGGACAGUUUUGUCAAGGAGGACUAUACAUAAGGCCUCACGCUCUCCUGGUUGUACUUUUUCAUCAUGGGUUUGACAUGACUGUUUCCCAGAAAUUAAUCUGUGGGAAACGCAACACAGAAAAACAGCCUAUAUAUAUUUUAAAAACAGGAGCUGCUUUGCUUUGGCUCCAAGUUUGGCCAAUGGUAAAUGUCUCUCCUGAAGCUACUCCUUAAAGGAUGCUAUUAUGGGAUGGCUUUUCCCAUUUCUGACCACUUAAUAGUUUCAUAGACCUCAAGUAACAGUUUGACAUACCAAACCACAUAGUAUACCAAUAGGGGGUGCUACCUGCACGUUUCUGUUCUAUGUAUGCUCCAAACAUGCCAUCCGGGGUGUAUACUAUAUGCAAUAUGAAUAUAUGGUGAUGGCAUUUUACAAUAUACUCCUCUCCUGCUCUCCAUCCUAAUACCCAGCUGAAACCCUUGAACUACCCAGUUCCCUUGUGAGUUGGGCACUUCAUCGAAAGUUCAGCCUGGAUUCCCGUAGAAAUGUUUUGUCCCAACCAGGAAAUUAGUACGUUGUUCUUGUGGCCUCCCCAUAACACUUGUGGGUGAACAGAGGCUCUGAAGAGUUUUACACAGAAGUUUGGGAACCCCAGUUACGAUCUGCAUUUCAGUGGUCUAGCUGGUAUUGUAGUUAUUCCCUAGCCCCAGGUUUGCCAAAUGGGAUGAAGACUCUAAGCAUUCCUGCUGAGUUAUUUUGAAGUUACUGCUCCUUAAUGUAAGAAAUGAGCAAGACUUUCUUUUCACGUGAGUCAAGGUCUAGAGCCAGACUCUUGGGUAGAAAUAGGCAUUGGCUGGUUAUCCUAGCAAAGCCAGAGACAGAGCUGGGGCCUGACUGAGCACAGGCCCAAACCAACAACUUAUAGGUAGAGCCCAGCAUCUCUUGUGACAGCAACACCCUUUUCAGAGGCUUUGGGAACCAACCUUCUAGGUGACAAG